CUCGAAACAAGAUUUUGGUGCACCACGAGACCUGGAAUCAAUAUACAUUCUCUCUAGCGCAUGAUGUCAACUGUGCAAUCUCCACGCACACUUGGCUGCAAACAUGAGCGACGAAGUCCUUGUUCACAUCUCUACCCCUGCAACACGCCAGAACGACCAGCUCUUUCGAGAUCUUGCGAAUGCUUACAUCGAUUUUUCACCUCGUCAGAUUCAACGCGAUAAACCAGUGCGGAAAAGAGCUAGCGUAAAUCAGACGAUCGAACGGCAGCCGAAAACCUCACCUACGAGAGGCAGGACCAGUGCAAACGGAGGAGCCACCAACACAUCCGCACUCACAGCCAGCAAAGAGUCGUACGGUAGCUUUCCAUCUGAUGUACCCGCCGACGAACAUCAUCUGGAUCAGGAUGCGUCAGUGCGGCCAAUCAGCCGCUUGGCUCAACUCGACCGGAGCUACCUAAGUUGGCGGAGACGUGCGACCCCCAAGUCGAGCUUUGCGCGAAGCGAGGCAGAGCUGCAGACGAGUUCUGAUGGUCUCGGCGCCGACACUGGCUUCAUCGAAGAUUCGCAAUCGGCAUUGCAGGCUCUGCAAAGUCAAUUACAGGAAACCUACUCAACAACUUCUGCAGAUACGUCCGAUGUCGAUGAUGGUGAAGAUGAGGACUUUGCCCAACCCUCCGACCGGUCUACUCACGGACUCAGUCUAGAUCGAUUACAAAAGAGUAAGAUAGCUGAGGAAAAAUCGUUGCCAGCCCCGGUGGAGGACGAUGCUCAGAACGACAUGGAUAUUAGCAUGUUAUAUGAGGCUGCGAACCUGCCCAGUCACGCGACUCCAACCCUUCGCAAUGGACUUCAGAUCACCACAGACGAGGUGGACUUUUCAAAGCUUUCAAUCAAUGCGUUCCCGCCCCCGCCAGUCAUAUCAGUGGCGCGCCCUGAAGCUCUACCUUCACAAAUUACAAAGCAUCUCGCAGUAAUUAAGACCAAGAAUCCGACUCGCUUCGAACCACUCAACAUACGGAGAAACUUACAGAGCGAUGAGCGUGGCUUCUGGCGUGUCGAUUGCACGCGGUGGUCCUCCAAUGCACAACGCGAUCUUUGGUUGUCACUUUGCGAGUAUGUUUGCAGCGGUCUGCUGGGCUGGGCAACAACACUGCAUCGAGAGAAUGGGGCUCAAGAAUCAUUGGGAGUCUUUCGACUCUACUGCUGGGGAGAGGUUGUAGAGCAUACGUGGCUGCUCCUUUGGCUGUGUUCGAAAGGCAAGGCGUCUGGAACUGGGUCAAAGUGGGUUGAUGCCAAUGGCAUUGUGGUCAUCGAAAUGUUUUGAAGACUGACCACCAAGUCGAAUAUAACAACUGCUUAGCUUUGGAUCAACGAUAUAGUUAUUCUGACA
This is a messenger RNA of Didymella exigua CBS 183.55, 1390 nucleotides long. RefSeq lists its product as uncharacterized. Bases 104 to 1324 code for a protein of 406 amino acids. Lineage: Eukaryota; Fungi; Ascomycota; Dothideomycetes; Pleosporales; Didymellaceae. The transcript has a single exon. The record is from RefSeq and is a predicted model, not a curated record.